Messenger RNA from Eruca vesicaria subsp. sativa (arugula), 159 nucleotides. NCBI's taxonomy places the organism in Eukaryota, Viridiplantae, Streptophyta, Magnoliopsida, Brassicales, Brassicaceae. The record is from the annotation of a GenBank genome assembly.
AGAGAGUGAUCAUAUACUGUUGCGUGAUGUUUAUAAAGAGUGGCUUGAAGCUGGGAAGUUGCAGAGAGUAGUGUUGGUGAUAAUGAGCAAAGCUACUGGUGAAGUCUUGGAGAGGUGGAACUUCCAUAUUGAUACUGAUUCUAAAGUUGUUGAGAAAGG